Messenger RNA from Lynx canadensis (Canada lynx), 7862 nucleotides. RefSeq names its product myosin heavy chain 10 (gene MYH10). Lineage: Eukaryota; Metazoa; Chordata; Mammalia; Carnivora; Felidae. The record is from RefSeq and is a predicted model, not a curated record. Bases 240 to 6263 code for a protein of 2007 amino acids. Gene Ontology annotation, cellular component: myosin complex. Gene Ontology annotation, molecular function: ATP binding; cytoskeletal motor activity; actin filament binding. The transcript is spliced from 43 exons.
UUGGAGAUGGGCGCGCAAACGGACCAGUGGGUCUGGGGGCGGCGGUGACGGGCGUGGAGCUGGCCCAAUGAGGGUGGGAGUGGGUGGGGCAGCCCCGAGCGGCAGUGCUAAAGGAGCCCGGCGGAGGCAGCGGUGGGUUUGGGACUGAGGGGCCGGAUCUGUGGUCUCGGCUGGGGACGUGCGCCGGCGCCACCAUCUUCGGCUGAAGAGGCAAUUGCUCUUGGAUCCUUCUGUUUACAAUGGCCCAGAGAGCCGGACUCGAAGACCCAGAGAGGUACCUCUUUGUGGACAGAGCGGUCAUCUACAACCCCGCCACUCAGGCCGACUGGACGGCUAAAAAGCUAGUGUGGAUCCCGUCGGAACGCCAUGGUUUCGAGGCAGCCAGUAUCAAGGAAGAGCGGGGAGAUGAGGUCAUGGUGGAGUUGGCCGAGAACGGAAAGAAGGCGAUGGUCAACAAAGAUGACAUCCAGAAGAUGAACCCACCUAAGUUUUCCAAGGUGGAGGAUAUGGCGGAAUUGACGUGCUUGAACGAAGCUUCUGUGUUACACAACCUGAAGGACCGCUACUAUUCAGGACUUAUCUACACUUAUUCUGGACUCUUCUGUGUAGUCAUAAACCCUUACAAGAAUCUUCCAAUCUACUCUGAGAAUAUCAUUGAAAUGUACAGAGGGAAGAAACGCCACGAGAUGCCUCCACACAUCUACGCUAUCUCUGAAUCUGCUUAUAGAUGCAUGCUUCAAGAUCGUGAGGACCAGUCAAUUCUUUGCACGGGUGAAUCAGGUGCUGGGAAGACAGAAAAUACUAAGAAAGUCAUUCAGUACCUUGCUCAUGUCGCUUCUUCGCACAAAGGACGGAAGGACCAUAAUAUUCCUCAGGAAUCGCCAAAACCAGUGAAGCAUCAGGGGGAACUCGAACGGCAGCUCUUACAAGCGAAUCCAAUCCUGGAAUCAUUCGGAAACGCGAAGACCGUGAAAAAUGAUAACUCAUCUCGUUUUGGCAAGUUCAUCCGCAUCAACUUUGAUGUAACUGGCUACAUCGUUGGGGCCAACAUUGAAACGUACCUUCUGGAAAAAUCUCGUGCUGUCCGUCAAGCAAAAGAUGAGCGUACUUUUCAUAUCUUUUACCAGUUGUUAUCCGGAGCAGGAGAACACCUGAAGUCUGAUCUGCUCCUUGAAGGAUUUAAUAACUACAGAUUUCUCUCCAAUGGCUACAUUCCCAUUCCGGGACAGCAAGACAAAGAUAACUUUCAGGAGACCAUGGAAGCAAUGCACAUAAUGGGCUUCUCUCACGAGGAAAUUCUCUCAAUGCUUAAAGUGGUAUCUUCAGUGCUACAGUUUGGAAACAUUUCUUUCAAAAAGGAGCGAAAUACUGACCAAGCGUCCAUGCCAGAAAAUACAGUUGCACAGAAACUCUGCCAUCUUCUGGGGAUGAAUGUGAUGGAGUUCACUCGGGCUAUCCUCACCCCCCGGAUCAAGGUCGGCCGAGACUAUGUGCAGAAAGCCCAGACCAAAGAACAAGCAGAUUUUGCAGUAGAAGCACUGGCGAAAGCUACCUAUGAGCGGCUCUUUCGCUGGCUCGUCCACCGCAUCAACAAAGCUCUGGACAGGACCAAGCGUCAGGGCGCAUCUUUCAUCGGAAUCCUGGAUAUUGCUGGAUUCGAAAUAUUUGAGCUGAACUCCUUCGAGCAGCUCUGCAUCAACUACACCAACGAGAAGCUGCAGCAGCUCUUUAACCACACGAUGUUCGUGCUGGAGCAGGAGGAGUACCAGCGCGAGGGCAUCGAGUGGAGCUUCAUCGACUUUGGCCUUGACCUGCAGCCCUGCAUCGACCUCAUCGAGAGACCCGCCAACCCCCCCGGCGUGCUGGCCCUUCUGGACGAAGAGUGCUGGUUCCCGAAGGCCACGGAUAAGACCUUUGUCGAAAAACUAGUUCAAGAGCAAGGCUCCCACUCCAAGUUUCAGAAACCCCGGCAACUGAAAGACAAAGCAGACUUCUGCAUCAUCCAUUACGCGGGGAAGGUGGACUACAAGGCAGACGAGUGGCUGAUGAAGAACAUGGACCCGCUGAACGACAACGUGGCCACCCUCCUGCAUCAGUCGUCGGACAGAUUCGUGGCAGAGCUUUGGAAGGACGAGAUUCAGAAUAUUCAGAGAGCUUCUUUCUAUGACAGUGUUUCUGGUCUUCAUGAGCCACCAGUGGACCGCAUUGUGGGUCUGGAUCAAGUUACUGGCAUGACGGAGACCGCUUUUGGCUCUGCCUACAAAACCAAGAAGGGCAUGUUCCGUACCGUGGGGCAGCUCUACAAGGAGUCCCUCACCAAGCUGAUGGCGACGCUCCGAAACACCAACCCCAACUUCGUCCGCUGCAUCAUCCCGAAUCACGAGAAGCGGGCUGGAAAACUGGAUCCGCAUCUGGUGCUGGACCAGCUUCGCUGCAACGGAGUCCUGGAGGGAAUCCGGAUCUGCCGCCAGGGCUUCCCCAACCGGAUAGUUUUCCAGGAAUUCAGACAGAGAUACGAGAUCCUGACUCCAAAUGCUAUUCCCAAGGGUUUCAUGGACGGCAAACAGGCUUGUGAGCGAAUGAUCAGGGCUUUAGAAUUGGACCCAAACUUGUACAGAAUCGGACAGAGCAAGAUAUUUUUCAGAGCUGGCGUUUUGGCGCACUUAGAGGAAGAAAGAGAUUUAAAAAUUACCGACAUCAUCAUCUUCUUCCAGGCCGUUUGCAGAGGUUACCUGGCCAGAAAGGCCUUCGCCAAGAAGCAGCAGCAGCUGAGCGCCCUGAAGGUCCUGCAGCGGAACUGCGCCGCCUACCUGAAGCUCCGUCACUGGCAGUGGUGGCGCGUCUUCACCAAGGUGAAGCCGCUCCUUCAAGUGACCCGCCAGGAGGAGGAGCUUCAGGCCAAGGACGAGGAGCUGCUGAAGGUGAAGGAGAAGCAGACGAAGGUGGAGGGCGAGCUGGAAGAGAUGGAACGCAAGCACCAGCAGCUUCUGGAGGAGAAGAACAUCCUGGCGGAGCAGCUGCAGGCGGAGACGGAGCUCUUUGCCGAAGCGGAAGAGAUGAGGGCGAGGCUCGCCGCUAAGAAGCAGGAGCUGGAGGAGAUCCUCCACGACCUGGAAUCCAGGGUUGAAGAAGAAGAAGAAAGAAACCAAAUCCUCCAGAACGAAAAGAAGAAGAUGCAAGCACACAUUCAGGACUUGGAGGAGCAGCUGGACGAGGAGGAAGGGGCUCGCCAGAAACUCCAGCUGGAGAAGGUGACGGCAGAGGCGAAGACCAAGAAGAUGGAGGAGGAGAUCCUGCUUCUCGAGGACCAAAACUCCAAAUUUAUCAAAGAAAAGAAACUCUUGGAGGAUCGCAUCGCGGAGUGCUCCUCUCAGCUGGCUGAAGAGGAAGAAAAGGCCAAAAAUUUGGCCAAAAUCAGAAAUAAGCAAGAAGUGAUGAUCUCAGAUUUAGAAGAACGCUUAAAGAAGGAAGAAAAGACCCGUCAGGAGCUGGAAAAGGCCAAGAGAAAACUCGACGGAGAGACCACCGACCUGCAGGACCAGAUCGCGGAGCUGCAGGCGCAGAUCGACGAGCUCAAGGUCCAGCUGGCCAAGAAGGAGGAGGAGCUGCAGGGCGCGCUGGCCAGGGGCGACGACGAGACGCUCCACAAGAACAACGCGCUCAAGGUGGUGCGUGAGCUGCAAGCCCAGAUCGCCGAGCUGCAGGAGGACUUCGAAUCGGAGAAGGCUUCGCGGAACAAGGCGGAGAAGCAGAAGCGGGACUUGAGUGAGGAGCUGGAGGCCCUGAAAACGGAGCUGGAGGACACCCUGGACACCACCGCGGCUCAGCAGGAACUUCGCACCAAACGUGAACAAGAGGUGGCAGAGUUGAAGAAGGCUCUGGAGGAAGAGACCAGGAACCACGAAGCCCAAAUCCAGGACAUGCGACAGAGACACGCCACAGCCCUGGAGGAGCUCUCGGAGCAGCUGGAACAGGCCAAGAGGUUCAAGGCAAAUCUGGAGAAGAACAAGCAGGGCCUGGAGACCGACAACAAAGAGCUGGCGUGUGAGGUCAAGGUGCUGCAGCAGGUCAAGGCCGAGUCUGAGCACAAGAGGAAGAAACUGGACGCGCAGGUGCAGGAGCUCCACGCCAAGGUCUCGGAAGGAGACAGACUCCGGGUGGAGCUGGCCGAGAAAGCGAACAAGUUACAGAAUGAAUUGGAUAAUGUCUCCACGCUUCUGGAAGAAGCCGAGAAGAAGGGUAUUAAAUUUGCCAAGGACGCAGCCAGUCUGGAAUCUCAACUACAGGACACACAGGAGCUUCUUCAGGAGGAGACGCGCCAAAAGCUGAACCUGAGCAGUCGCAUCCGGCAGCUGGAGGAGGAGAAGAACGGCCUCCAGGAGCAGCAGGAGGAGGAAGAGGAGGCCAGGAAGAGCCUGGAGAAACAAGUGCUGGCCCUGCAGUCUCAGCUGACAGAUACCAAGAAGAAAGUAGACGAUGACUUAGGAACAAUUGAAAGUUUGGAAGAAGCCAGAAAGAAGCUCCUGAAGGACGCGGAGGCGCUGGGCCAGCGCCUGGAGGAGAAGGCUUCGGCCUACGACAAGCUGGAGAAGACCAAAAACCGCCUGCAGCAGGAGCUCGACGACCUGACGGUGGACCUGGACCAACAGCGCCAGAUCGCCUCCAACUUGGAGAAGAAGCAGAAGAAGUUCGACCAGCUGUUAGCAGAAGAGAAGAACAUCUCUGCUCGCUACGCAGAGGAGCGAGACCGCGCGGAGGCAGAGGCCAGGGAGAAGGAAACCAAAGCCCUGUCCCUGGCGCGGGCCCUCGAGGAGGCCCUGGAGGCCAAGGAGGAGUACGAGAGGCAGAACAAGCAGCUUCGAGCGGACAUGGAAGACCUGAUGAGCUCCAAGGACGACGUGGGGAAGAAUGUGCACGAACUUGAGAAGUCCAAACGGGCGCUAGAGCAGCAGGUGGAGGAGAUGAGGACCCAGCUGGAGGAGCUGGAAGAUGAACUUCAGGCCACGGAGGACGCCAAGCUUCGCCUAGAGGUCAACAUGCAGGCCAUGAAGGCCCAGUUUGAGAGGGACCUGCAGACCAGAGAUGAACAGAACGAGGAGAAGAAGCGGCUGCUGGUUAAACAGGUGCGGGAGCUGGAGGCGGAGCUGGAGGACGAGCGGAAGCAGCGGGCGCUGGCGGUCGCGUCCAAGAAGAAACUGGAAAUAGACCUGAAGGACCUGGAAGCUCAGACGGAGGCCGCGAACAAAGCCAGGGACGAGGUGGUCAAGCAGCUCCGCAAGCUUCAGGCUCAGAUGAAGGAUUACCAACGUGAAUUAGAAGAAGCUCGUGCAUCCCGGGAUGAGAUUUUUGCUCAAUCCAAAGAGAGUGAAAAGAAACUCAAGAGUCUAGAAGCCGAAAUCCUUCAAUUGCAAGAGGAACUCGCCUCCUCUGAGCGAGCCCGCCGCCACGCCGAGCAGGAGAGGGACGAGCUGGCCGACGAGAUCGCCAACAGCGCCUCUGGCAAGUCUGCGCUGCUGGAUGAGAAGCGGCGUCUGGAGGCGCGGAUCGCGCAGCUGGAGGAGGAGCUGGAAGAGGAGCAGAGCAACACGGAGCUGCUCAACGACCGCUUCCGCAAGACCACGCUGCAGGUGGACACGCUGAACGCAGAGCUGGCGGCCGAGCGCAGCGCCGCCCAGAAGAGUGACAACGCGCGCCAGCAGCUGGAGCGGCAGAACAAGGAGCUCAAGGCCAAGCUGCAGGAACUGGAGGGCACCGUCAAGUCCAAGUUCAAGGCCACCAUCUCGGCCCUGGAAGCCAAGAUCGGGCAGCUGGAGGAGCAGCUGGAGCAGGAAGCCAAGGAACGGGCAGCCGCCAACAAGCUAGUCCGCCGCACGGAGAAGAAGCUGAAGGAGAUCUUCAUGCAGGUGGAAGACGAGCGUCGCCACGCAGAUCAGUACAAAGAACAGAUGGAGAAGGCCAACGCCAGGAUGAAGCAGCUGAAACGGCAGCUGGAGGAAGCGGAAGAGGAAGCCACGCGUGCCAACGCGUCUCGGCGUAAACUCCAGCGGGAACUGGAUGAUGCCACGGAGGCCAACGAGGGCCUGAGCCGCGAGGUCAGCACUCUCAAGAACCGGCUGAGGCGGGGCGGCCCCAUCAGCUUCUCCUCCAGCCGGUCUGGCCGGCGUCAGCUGCACAUCGAAGGGGCCUCGCUGGAGCUGUCGGACGACGACACGGAGAGUAAGACCAGCGACGUCAACGAGACGCAGCCGCCCCAGUCCGAGUAGAGCCCCAGGAAGCCAGCGGAGGCGGUACAGAGGGACAGUGGGAACUCGGCCGGCGCCAGCCUGCCUCGGGGCCUCCCACACGUUGAGGAAACUGGCGAGCUCUGGGAUUCCUUCCUGAAAGAUCAACUGUGUCUUAAGGCUUUCCGGCCUCCACAUACUGUAUCCUGCUUCAGAUUUAAGUACAGUUGCUCCCCUUUUUAUAUAUAUACGUACACAAAACCUACACCUAUUAAACAGACUGUCUCAUCCUUGCAUCUAUUUUCCAUAUAUCCACCAAGAGACCAUUUUAUAAUCCAUGUUAAGAAGAGAAAUCGUUUUCCAGACCAACUCCAGACCCUCGUUGCCAGUCGCUGGGUUAUCGGGGUGGGGGGGGCAGCCCUCCCCCUCCCCCCCCCUCCCCCCCGGGGCUGCCCAGUCGCUCUGCAUGCUCUCUGUCGACAGACAGGUAAUUUAGUUCUGUGUUCAUGUGGCCCCUGACUCCUCAGCCACAUCCAGUCUCUUAGAACAUUGUGGAACGUAAGCUGCACUCGUAUCUCCUUGUAUUUCCUCCGAAUAACGAUCGACACUAUUUCAGUGAGCAAACUGUGAAGGGGGCUUCGGAAAGACCAGGAGGGUGGGUCGCGUUGGGGGGGAAGCGGCAUCCGUUCGGGGUCACCAUGAGUUGGCGAUGUCGCCACAUCUCUCCCUGUGAUCGGUCCCCGGCCAGGGCCGGUCUGUGCGGCUGCGGGUGGCGGGCCCACGCGGACCCUGAGCCCCCCACCCCCAGGCCCUGCCCGUGCACUCACUAGUCCUGGUCCAGGCGCAGGUAUAGCCCCGGGCAGAGGGUGGCGCAAAGCACCCCCCCCCCCCGCCCCCACCCUCCCAGCCAGGCUCGCAUGCCGACCUUUGCAAAUUCAGCCGCUGCUUUGAGCCCAAAAUGGAAACAGUAGUUUUUGUGUCCCAGACUCACUCCAAGUUUGUCGAGGAGGUUUUACCGAACCUCGGGAACCGAUGCCAUCUGCCUGAAUGUUGACAUGCCCGUGGACGCGAAUCUUUUUUCAUUUCUCCUCCUCCCUUCCCCCCGGACAGUGUUACAGUGAACAUUUAGCAUUCUGUUUUUGGUUGAUAGUUAAGCAAACUGACAUUACAGAAAGUGCCUUAGACACUACAGUACUAAGACAACGUUAAAUACAUUAUUUGCCUCUGUAACAACUUACUGUAUAAGUUCUGACUUUGCUUCAUAUCAUGUACCUCUCUAGUCAAAGUGGUAUUAUAAACAUUCAGUGACAAUGAAUCAGUGUUAAUUAUAAAUCCUUGAUCCUCUGCAACGUGCUUGAAAACACCAACCUUUUGGGUUAAAAGCUUUAACAUCUGUUAGGAAGAAUUUGUCAUGUGGGUUUGGAACCUUUGGUUUCCCCCCCUUUAACGAAUUGUACUGGCUGUUGACCACCAGACACCUGACUGCAAAGAAUCUUUUUUCUUGUAUUCCCAUAUUUCUAGACAAUGAUUUUUGUAAGACAAUAAAUUUAUUCAUUAUAGAUAUUUACGCCUGCUCUGUUUACUUGGAGGAAAAAGCACCCGUUGAGAAUAAACAGACCUCAAUAAACGACAAUAAUCGUG